UGACGAAAACCAACCGGAUACACUGUUUUUAGAUCAAGUUGAAGUUGGUGAGACGUACGAAAUGGUGAUUACGAACAUCAGUGGUCUUUACAGAUAUAGAUUUGGUGAUGUCAUCAGAGUUGUCAGAUUUCACAACCAGUGUCCUGUUGUAGAAUUCUUGUACAGACAAGGACAGUUAUUGAACGUUCAUGGCGAGAAGACUUCAGAAGACGUUCUCUACAAAGCCUUGGUGGAAACGGCUUCUGAUUGGCCGAAUGUCAAAUUAGUUGAUUAUACAUGCGCUGAAAGUGUCAUGUUGAACUCCCGCUACGGUAAUUCCAAUGCUAGUCCCUCUCAGUUUUAUCUGAUAUUUAUUGAAUUAGAAGGAGCAGGUACAAAUUCACAUAAACUUACGCAGACACAGAAAAACAGG
This is a messenger RNA of Saccoglossus kowalevskii, 412 nucleotides long. RefSeq names its product GH3 domain-containing protein-like. NCBI's taxonomy places the organism in Eukaryota, Metazoa, Hemichordata, Enteropneusta, Harrimaniidae. Gene Ontology annotation, molecular function: acid-amino acid ligase activity. Gene Ontology annotation, cellular component: cytoplasm. The record is from RefSeq and is a predicted model, not a curated record.